AGAGAGAGAGAGAGAGAGAGAGAGAGAGAGAGAGAGAGAGAGAGAGAGAGAGAGAGAGAGAGAGAGAGAGAGAGAGAGAGAGAGAGAGAGAGAGAGAGAGAGAGAGAGAGAGAGAGAGAGAGAGAGAGAGGAGAGGGAGGGAGAGAGAGAGGGAGAGAAUUGUCGUCAUUUUAGCCCCGACUGCUGCAGCAUCAGCAUCACCGGAAUGCAUCGCAGUGCGUUGACGUCCGCAGCGGGAGCAAUUGCCGUUAACGGGUGCCAUGGCCGAUUUGUUUCCAUCUAAACGGACUUGUUUGAUGUAGUUAAGUUAAUCCUUUCAUUAGACUCGUUGGUGACGAGACGGGAACCCCCUUUUCCCCAGGAGCCGCUCCAGAGAAGAAGCCAUGGAUUACCUUCAAAGACACACAACUUUUUUCCCCAUCGUAAUUUGGAUGAUGUGUGGUACCAACCGUGCUGUUCUGAACACGGUGCUUGAGGAGAACUUGGCCGAUUAUGUGUUUUCUCGUCAUUUGGAAUCGACCGCCAAAAGCCAACUUAAGUCAACCACCUCCUGUGAUUUUGAAUCACACUGCCAGUGGAGGGUUUCAAACCACAGCAGCCAAGACGACUGGCAGACCUCCUCCCCACAGCAGCCCAUAACCAUCACGCACGCUGGCACGAGGAGGCCCAUCGCAGACCACUCACUGGGGAGCUCUCAGGGUCACUUCCUGCUUCUAAGCCCCUCCUCCUCCACUGCUGAGGAUUCUGGGAGCUGUGUUUACCACCUGAGCAGCCAGGAACUGCCAGGCAGUGGUGAGCUGUGCAGUUUGCAGUUGGCGGUGUUUGAGUCGGGGCCGGUGGAGGGGAACCUCACCCUUCUGGUCCAACACACCACCUCCAGCACACCUGAUGUCUCCGUGGUUAUCAAGCAACCUGGUACCAGGGCUGCAUGGGAGGUUGUGGACGCUGCGAUUGGCCAGGUGGACGAGCCCUUCCAGGUGACUCUGCUCUACUCCGCCUGUCUGGACAGCGAGGCAGCGACUCUGGCCCUGGACUCUCUGGAGUUCGUCGACUGUGACACGGAGCCGCUCGGCCGGGACCUGGACUGUGACGGAGGGUUCCAGUGCGAGCUGGGGGGCUGCCUGGACCAGAGCCUGGUGUGCGACUUCCACAGCGACUGUCCCCUAGGGGAAGACGAGGGCUUCAUCUGUGACGCUCUGCCGUCGGGCUCCCAUUGUUCCUUCGAGCGAGACGCGUGUGGCUGGUCCGUGUCCACACAGCCCACCUCGUGGAGGAGGCUCACAGGUCAGCAGAUGAUGGAGACCGGGGUGGACCCACAGGGGGAUGGACUGAGGAGAACACCAGGCCACUUCCUGUUCCUGAGGGUCCAAGAGGGAGCCUCCUCCCGGGGUGCGUCUGUCCAGAGCCCCACUCUACCUCCGCCUGUGUCUGCUAAUACCUGUCAGCUGCGGUUCUCCGUGUACAUGUUUGGCCAGUUCAACGGCACGCUGGCCGUCUCCGUGGAAACCAACGGCAGCGGCGGCCCCCCCCCGCUGUGGGAGCGGUACAACCAGGGGGCCGAAGACUGGCAGGACGUCUCCCUGGACCUCACGGGCCUCCGUCACCAGUUCUCCGUCCGGCUGUCGGCCACGUGGGAGCCAGGCUCCGCCGCGGACCUGGCUCUGGAUGACAUCACGCUCGGCGCCGCCUGCUUUGAGUCAGAUCCCUCUGAUCUGUUGCUGCUCGACCACUCGUUCUUCCAUGACCUUGAGGACUCCGACGGUCUCUUUGGCCCGCUCCAGGAGCCCUCUCCCUCAGAGGUCUCCCUGAUGACGUGGUGGUUCACGUCGUGCGGGGCCAGCGGCCCCCGGGGGCCCACCCAGGCCCAGUGUGACAGCGCGUACCGCAACACCAACGUCAGCGUGACGGUGGGGAGGGACGGCUCGGUGAAGGGGGUCCAGUCCUGGAGGGUCCCGGCCACCAACAGAUACAUGUUCUCUGCUUACGGGGCCGCCGGGGGGAAAGGGGCCAAGAACCACAACAAGCGCUCCCACGGCGUCUUCAUCUCGGCCAUCUUCCCGCUGGAGAAGGGAGAGCUGCUCUACAUCCUGGUGGGCCACCAGGGGGAGGACGCCUGUCCCGGGGUGAGGAGGGGGGGAGACACGGGGGGGGAGGACGCCUGUCCCGGGGUGAAGAGGGGGGAGACACGGGGGGGAGGACGCCUGUCCCGGGGUGAGGAGGGGGGGAGACACGGGGGGGAGGACGGGUUAUACAGGGUAGACGAGGGGGAACUCGUCCCCCUCCUGGUGGCGGCCGGCGGGGGCGGGAAGGCCUACCUUGAGGACCCCGAGUCCUGCCAGGACCAGGUCCCCCUGGAGAAGUACGAGAAGGACACGCUGGCCCCCAGCACUAACGGGGUCACCGGCGCCGCAGGUGGCGGCGGAGGCUGGCGGGACAGCCCGCGUCUGCACCCCUGGGCGGGGCGGAGCCUGGCGGAGGGUGCGGAGGGGGGGGCGCCCUGCCUGGCGCUGGCCAAGCUCAGCUGGUCCACCUUCGGGGGCUUCGGAGGCGGGGGCGGGGCCUGCACCGCUGGGGGGGGGGCCGGAGGAUACAGAGGUAAGGGGCGUCCGCUGACUGAUGACAUCACAGCCGACGGUGAGGACGGCGUGUCCUUCGUCCACCCGAUGGGAGAGAUAUUCCUGCACCCUCUGGCAGUGAUGGAGAGCCACGGGGAGUUAGAGAUCAAGGUGCAGCUGAACUGCAGUCAUUGCGAGACUCAGAGCUGCCGGCGCGACGAGGACACCAGCCUGCUGCUCUGCCUCUGCCACAACCAGAGUCUGGCCGGGGACAACGUCACCUGCACAGUGGCCCUCCAGCCCGCGGCCCCUGAGAGCCAGCUGUCUCUGUCCCUGGUGCUGGCGGUGGUGGCCUCCACCCUGGUGUCGGGCGUGGUCCUCACCUGCGCCUCCCUGACCCUCAUGUACUACCGCAGGAAGAAGCAGCUCCACGCGGCCCGGCUGGGGCUGCAGAGCCCGGAGUACAAGCUGAGCAAGAUCCGCUCCUCCACCAUCAUGACCGACUACAACCCCAACUACUGCUUCGCCGGCAAGGCGGCCUCGCUCAGCGAGCUGAAGGAGGUCCCCCGCCGGAACAUCACGCUGCUCAGGGCGCUGGGUCACGGGGCCUUUGGGGAGGUCUACGAGGGCCAGGUCCUGGGGAUGUCCGGGGACAAGAGAGCCAUGCAUGUAGCCAUUAAGACACUUCCUGAACUCUGCUCGGAGCAGGAUGAGAUGGAUUUCCUGAUGGAGGCUUUGAUUAUGAGUAAGUUCAGCCACCAGAACAUCGUGCGCUGCAUCGGAGUGAGUCUUCACAUCCUGCCUCGUUUCAUCCUGCUGGAGCUCAUGACCGGAGGAGACCUCAAGAGCUUCCUGAGAACCAACAGACCCCGGGCUGGCCAGACCUCCUCCCUGUCCAUGCUGGAGCUGCUCCACAUGGCCAGAGACAUCGCCUACGGCUGUCGCUACCUGGAGGAGAACCACUUCAUCCACAGGGACAUCGCGGCCAGGAACUGCCUGCUGUCCUGCACGGGGCCCGACCGCGUGGCCAAGAUAGGAGACUUCGGCAUGGCUCGGGACAUCUACAGAGCCAGCUAUUACAGGAAGGGGGGUCGCGCCAUGCUCCCUGUGAAGUGGAUGCCCCCGGAGGCGUUCAUGGAAGGCGUCUUCACCUGCAAGACGGACACUUGGUCGUUCGGAGUACUGCUGUGGGAAAUCCUGUCCCUGGGUUACAUGCCGUAUCCCUGUAAGACCAACCAGGAGGUGCUGGAGUUUGUAACCAGUGGGGGGAGGAUGGACCCCCCGAAGGCCUGCCCAGGGCCUGUCUACCGCAUCAUGACCCAGUGUUGGCAGCACACUCCGGAUCACAGACCCAACUUCACCAGCAUCCUGGAGAGAGUCAAGUACUGCACACAGGACCCAGACGUGAUCAACACCCCCCUGCCGGUGGAGUACACCCCCAACAGGGGGGACGACGGGGAUAUGGCCACCCGUCCUGCGGACCACACCUCCAGCAGACUCCCCCCACUGCUGGCCCCCAAGGAAGAGCCCUCCCUGGCCCUCGGCCAAUCCUCCACCCGAGCAGGGGUCCAGUCCUCCGCCCCCCUCCCCCAACACCUCUCCAAACCCCGCCUGCACCUGCCUCCGCCCGGCCAGCCGCCCCCCCAGGAGGCCCCGGAGCCCUCCUGGGGCCCCCGCUCAGCCAGCCCCGCCCCGGGUCAGCCCUCGUCCGGGGCGGCGGGGCCGUGCACCGCGGGCUCCUGGCUCCACCCUGAGGCCCCCCUCCACCUGCACCACCAGCCCUGCUCCAGGACCAGCUCGUCCUCCAGCAGCCAGAAGCUGAAGAACAAGACCAAGAACCUGUGGAACCCCACCUACGGGUCCUGGGUGCUGGAGAGCUUCGGCCGGGGCCGGAAGACCCUGGCCCACACGCAGUCCAUGCCUCUCUCCGGCUCCCCGCCCCCCACCGCCACCUCCACCAGCCCCGGCACCACCCAGGGGUCCUGCAACCCCGCCUCGGAUCACACCGCGCCCGGGGGGGACGCCUCCGCCUGCACUUCCUCCUCCGCCUCCGCCACUUCCUGCCUGGCCCUGGGGCCCGCCCCCGGCCCGGCCUCACAUAAGAGCCCCCACAUCGGGGGUGCUGCUGCCACGGGGGUUCCGGCCUCCAGGGUAGUCCCGCCCCCCAGAUUAGACCCCGCCCCCAGGGUAGACCUGGCCCCUAGGCUGGACCCUAUCCCUAGGAUAGACCCCGCCCCCAGGGUAGACCCCGCCCCCUGGAUAGACCUGGCCAAGCUGCGGAGCUUCACCUGCGGGAACGUGAACUACGCCUACGAGGAGCAGUGCUACGGGGCGGAGAGCCUGCCCGCGGCCGCGCCCAAAGCCCCGGUGGGCCCCGGGGCCCGCUCCGCCCCCGUCUUCUCCUCCUCCUCCUCCUGCUCCUCCUUCUCCUUCUCCUCCUCGGUCCCCAAGCUGCUGCUGAAGCGCCACGCCAGCUACGGACACGAGGACGUGAAGCGGCACGGCAAGGCGGAGAAGACCAUCCGGGACCGGGACUCCGGCUUCUCCUUGUCGGAGGACCUCAGCGUCACCCCGGUCUAGAGGGGGCCUGGUCUAAAGGGGGUCCCGGGCUAGAGGGGGGUCCCGUUCUAGAGGUGGGUCCCAUUCUAGAGGGGGGUCCCGUUCUAGAGGGGGGUCCCGGUCUAGAGGGGUUCCCGUUCUAGAGGGGGUCCCGUUCUAGAGGGGG
Messenger RNA from Gadus macrocephalus (Pacific cod), 5280 nucleotides. It is a transcript of the gene ltk, whose product is annotated as leukocyte receptor tyrosine kinase. NCBI's taxonomy places the organism in Eukaryota, Metazoa, Chordata, Actinopteri, Gadiformes, Gadidae. The record is from RefSeq and is a predicted model, not a curated record. Gene Ontology annotation, cellular component: membrane; signaling receptor complex. Gene Ontology annotation, molecular function: protein binding; ATP binding; transmembrane receptor protein tyrosine kinase activity. Gene Ontology annotation, biological process: regulation of neuron differentiation; protein phosphorylation; regulation of cell population proliferation.